Lemur catta (Ring-tailed lemur) is the source of this 1353-nucleotide messenger RNA. It is a transcript of the gene CABS1, whose product is annotated as calcium binding protein, spermatid associated 1. The transcript has a single exon. Bases 90 to 1250 code for a protein of 386 amino acids. Gene Ontology annotation, molecular function: calcium ion binding. The record is from RefSeq and is a predicted model, not a curated record. Lineage: Eukaryota; Metazoa; Chordata; Mammalia; Primates; Lemuridae. Gene Ontology annotation, cellular component: motile cilium; mitochondrial inner membrane. Gene Ontology annotation, biological process: spermatogenesis.
GUCACUAUGAUGAACCCCACUCUCCUGCCUAGGGAAACCACUGAGCCCAGGAGGAAGACCUGUGAGAGUGCAUAGUGCCAUUUCACCCCAUGGCUGAAGAUGGUUUGCCUAAAAUUUAUUCCCAUCCACCACCAGAAAUCAGUAAGACACCAACUGAAGCAACCAUUUUCUUUGGGGCUGACAACACUAUUCCUAAAUCAGAAACAACUAUUACUUCAGAAGGAGACCAUGUUACUUCAGUAAAUGAGUAUAUGCUAGAAAGUGAUUUUUCAACAACUACAGGCAACAAACUUAUACCUACAAAGGAAAAAUUCAAAUCAGAAGAUGAAACUGGCACCCAUUUUAUUAAGCCAACAACUCAUCUGGAGAAAGAAAUCACCACUCUGACUGGCACUACAAACUCUAUAGUGAAUGACUCUAUUACUGAAAAUCUCAUUCCAGGGAAAAUUGGCAAUAUUUCAUCACCAGUUGGUGCUACUGUUUCUUUAAUAGACUUUUCCACUAACAUAGAUGAAGAAGAAAUCCUCUUGGCUACCAUUGACACAGAGGAUGAAGAGAUCUCCAUAACAUCUGAUGUCACUGGAACACUAAAGGACAGCAAAAAAGGUAAAGCUGAUGUUAACAGUUAUAAUUCCUCCAUCAAACCCAAUGUUCCUGCUGAUGAGGCUGCCCAGGUCACUGACUUUGUCCCUGAGGCUGAAAUGUCUCCCUCUACUGAUAAAAACUUCACCACUAUUCCAGACAUAACUGAUCUUACAGAAGAGAAAAUAACUGAAAUUGACCUAAUUGUUUCAGAGGAUGACCCUGAUGCUGUGGCUAAAUUAACUGAUUCUGAUGAGGAAAAGUUCAUCACUGUGUUUGAACUGACUACCUCUCCUGAAAAAGACAAAGAUAACCCAGAAGAUACUCCACUAACGGAUGAAGAAUCGACCGAUGAGGCCAAUGUUUGGAUGGAGAGAGAGAAUGCAAUUGAAGCAGAGACCCAUUCUGUUUUGCUUACUGCUGUUGAAUCCAGAUAUGACUUUAUUGUCCCUGCAUCAGUAGCUAUAAACCUCGAGAAAGAAUCAUCUACCAUGACAACAGAAGAUUUACCUGAAAAUAAUAGAACAGACUCUGUAACUAAGGUCAUCGACUCAUUUUCUGGAACUACCUCUACAUUAGAUACCACAAACUACAAGGAAGAUACCUCCACAGAUGAAACGGGUAUCUUUAAACUACUGAAAGAAGAUCCAGAUGAGUUCAUGAUUUGAAAGCAGCAAAAGGGAUGCCAUGUAGAACUGUGUGAUAGCCUAGACAGCUAGUCUUAACAUCUAAGAAGCUUUUCCAGCAAGCAAAAAUCUUAAAAAAUGAAAG